GAUGAUGCACGGAAAAUACUUAGUGGAGCCCGCACUCAAUAAAGGUAAAACACAAAACUUAGGCGCUUUGUUGAAAAGUGCUGUAGCCAAAUGGUCAGCAAUAAGCAAAACUGGUGUGUUGAUAACAUUUUUCUUAUUUUGCUGAUCCCUUCUUCUAGGCCUUCUCUGCUGGUAUUUAGUAUCCAGAUCACUUCCGACCCCAAACAUGAGCUCAAGAGGGCGUGCACAUUUUGCCUAUCCUUUCUGGAAACAACUUUCCAAAAUUAUCCCCUUUUCUCCGUUUCUCCACAUCCCGCAACACCAUCUGUCCCCCAAAAGCUCUAGUCUCUUGCUCCGCACUGUGUCAGGAAGAAAGUGUGACUGCCCUAAUUUAAGCUAAAGUGUGAUUGACAGUCUGCCAGGGGCAUUGACCUGAAAUCAUAAUACCUGGAAGCAUUCUGGUCGCAGGUCUAAGGGGAGAGUUUUAAUGAGUACUUGAGGAAGCUGAGGGGUCCUUGGAGGGAUUUCUGAGUGAUUUUAGGUCCUGUCCAGCCUGCCUCCCCCAUUGAAAGUAGCCCUGGAAUGAGACUUUCUCAUCCCAGACCCUGAAUUUGGGGCACCUCGGAACCCCCAACAUGGUCAGCGACAUCCGAUAGGUGCAGGUUUCUGGGCUACUUUCCAGUGCUCAGAGAGGCGCGUGACUCGAGGGCGAGACUCAUCUUUGCUUUGUUAGGCGCUUCUAGAACCCGCACGGCAGCCUUUGAGGUCAUCGGACCCACCCUCUCUGCAGCUGAGGAAACUGUGGCUUAGCUUGAGGAAGUGACUCUCCCAAAGCCACAUGGCCAGGAAAUGGCAGGGCCCCUUGGCAGUUCUGACCCCAGGCCUGAGCCUCUUCCCUCGCCUUUGAUGUGCAUUUUCCACUGGCUUCGGCCAGGAGCCUGGGGCCCCCAGGCCUGGGAGGCCGAUUGGCCCAGCUGCAAACUGGGUCCCGUGGUGUUUCGGGCUGAGCCUCACAUCUAAGCAGAAUCGUCACCCCGCUCCCUUCCUCCAGACCCGGCACCAUUCACCAAGCCACUUGCAGCGCCCCCCCCCCGUCCCCUCCCCCGUUCUGCCAGCUUCUUUCUUGCCUGUGACUUUCCACUGGCUGUUCCCUCGGCUAGGAACUGCCUUCUCUGUCGUCUCCACCUGGCCGUCCAAAACUCCACCUGGCCACUGUUCAGAACUCAGCACUCGGGCUGCCUCCCUCACCUGCCCUCACCCGCUUGGCUGGAAGCCAUCACCCCCUCCCAGGUGUGGGUCCACAGUGGGAGUGGCCUUGGGGGGCGAGGCUGUGUCUCUUAGCUCCAUAGCCCAAUUCCCGGCACACAGUAGGUACUCAUUAAAUGUCAGAAUAUAAAUGAAUGACCAGUGAUCACGGUGGAAACCACUAAUGUUCUUUCUCAUGCCCCCUGUGUGCCAGGGGUGUUCUUACGGGGGUCUUUUACUGUUCCUGGUGGCCCUUUGAGGGUGGUAUUCUUAGACCCAUUUUACGGAUGUGGGCUCAGAGAAGUGGAGUCUGUUGCCCGAGCUCACACAGCCACACAGGAAGUGGCAGAGCUGGGAUUCGAACCCAGGCCUGCCUGAGUCCUCGAGUGCCCAGAGAUUUCAGGUCCUCACUUCGAUUCUGCAAAGAGGUGGGAGGGGACACGAAGGGUCAGAAGCACAGCAGGGGCGAGGCAGAGAAGGGCCGGGGUGGCCGGAGGCUGGCCGAGUGUCCGCCCAGCGUCUGAGUCUGCAUCUUCUGUAUUAGCCCCCGGUUGCAAAAUUGAGGGGGCUUGAGAGUAAACUGGGGAGGGGGCGGAUGUGUCAUUUGAGGUGACUGGAGGCGGGGGUGGCUCAGCUGGGUGGGGGUGGGCCCUCCCUGAAGAAUUGCCACUGAAGUCCGAUCGUCUGGGAGGGGUCAGGAGCGUGGGCCCAGGGUCAUAGUUCAUGUCCUCAGUCAUCCUGCCCCCUCCCGCCUCACCCUGUCUCUCCUCCGGCCCCCGAAGCCCCCUGUCAGGUUCUGGAACACCCCACACCCUCUCCCAUCUUGGGGUCUUUGCACUCUCUGUUCCCUCUGCCUGGAGCACCCUUCCCAUACCUCUUCACAAAUCCCGCUCAGAUCCAGGUCUCAGCUUAGAUGUCACCUCCUCUGAGAGGCCCUCUGACUGCCCUCCUUGUCUCCUGCUUGAUCCCCUUGUGGAGUCCUGCUCGUUGUUUGCCAGCUCUUAUUCCCGUCUGGCCGUAGCUUGUGUACCAUCCACUUCCACUUCCCCUUCUGGGACGUAAGCUUCUGAGGCCAGAGGCCUGGCUGUCAUCCACUCUCCUGUCCCCAGCCCUGAGCAUGUGCCUGGCACCUUUUAAUCUUUCCUAAGCACUUACCGAAUGAAGCCUGAAUGAGCAGACGGGGAUUCUGGAAGAAACCCAGAGCAGGCCGUUCUGUGCCUUCUCCUGGGAGCGUGUCCUGCAGGGGCAGAGCGCGGGCCUUCAGAGCGCACUCACCGGAGCCCCUGGCCUGCGCCUGAGUCUCAGAUCCCAGCCCGGCUGCUUCCCAGCUGGGCGAGUGCGACCCACCUCUCCAUGCCUCAGCUUCCUCCUCUCUACAGUAAUCAUUUCAGGGCCCCUACUCUGUGCCAGGCCCUGCUCAUCCAACCAGGGCACAUUCCAGAAAUGUUUAUCGAGCAGCUGGAGAUGCCAGCGCUGUGCUCAGGGCCGGGGAGACAGCCGAGAACAAAACAGGCGAAAGCUCAGUCCUUGCACAGCAUGUGCUGCUGAAGUCUGACUUCUGAUGUGAGCCCCGCGGGCCUCCCGCUGACCUGUCGCUGACGCAGGCGCGCCCCCUGAGGCCCAGCAUGCGCCUGUCUAUGCGGAGGGCGCUGCUGGCGGCCGGCUGCACCCUGGCCCUGGUGCUGGCCGUCCAGCUGGGGCAGCAGGUGCUGGAGUGCCGCGCGGUGCUGGAGGGGCCGCGGAGCCCCCGGCGGGCCAUGCGGCCGGAGCAGGAGGACCUGGUGAUGGUGGGCGCGGACCACGUGGAGUACCGCUAAGGCAAGGCCAUGCCGCUCAUCUUCGUGGGCGGUGUGCCCCGCAGCGGCACCACGCUGAUGCGCGCCAUGCUCGACGCCCACCCCGAGGUGCGCUGCGGCGAGGAGACGCGCAUCAUCCCGCGUGUGCUGGCCAUGCGCCAGGCCUGGUCCAAGUCAGGGCGGGAGAAGCUGCGGCUGGACGAGGCGGGCGUGACGGACGAGGUGCUGGACGCCGCCAUGCAGGCCUUCAUCCUGGAGGUGAUCGCCAAGCACGGCGAGCCGGCCCGCGUGCUCUGCAACAAGGACCCCUUCACGCUCAAGUCCUCCGUCUACCUGUCGCGCCUGUUCCCCAACUCCAAGGGUCCCAGGUAGACAAAGACCCUCCUAUUAGGAUAUUCCAAGGCUUAAAGGUCAUUUAGAGGUCAUCCCCCAGGAGCUGGUCAAGGGCCAGUCCUGUCUGGCAGGUGUACGUUGGAACUCUCCCACCUGCCAAGCUAACCCUUUACGGCCCAGCCCCCGAAUGCUGAGGGAUCCACUGGGCCCAGAACAAUUUUGCGUCUUCAAGGGUUCAGGUGUUCCACCCACACUCCCUGGCCUUACGCCUCAAGAUGCUAGUGAGGCUUCGGGAAGGCAGUGACUCAGUGUUUGGGGCACAGACUUUUGGAAUCAGGCCAACUUGCCAGCUGUGUGUCUUGAGCCCUCGUUUCUUUCUCCAUAGAAUGGGGAAGUUAAAACUUCACAGGUUUAUUGGGAGGAGCUGAUGCGUGCGUGGGCAGUGGUGCCUGGUGUGUGAUGAGCCUGCAGCUCGAGGUGGUUCUUGUCCCUCGUCUGGAGACCGCAGUGGGCUGGACAGUGGGUGGAGUGUGAGCACAGGAAGCUCGUGGUCACCACUCAUUGGGUAGCAGAGGACAGCCGGCCUCGUUCAUUGGUCCACUCACCCGCCGUUGCAUAACCAACCAGCCCAACACUUAGUGGCUUAAAACAGUUUAUUGUUAACUGGAGUGAACGGAGUGAUUCCAACGGCUGGUGGCUGGGACUCUGGUCAUGUGACGGCUUCUUCAUCCUCAUGUCUGGUGCCUGGGCUGGGCUGGUUGGAACAUCUAGAGGCUUGGCAGUCACAGAAUUGACUGUGACUUGACUUCUUAGGUGACGGCUAGCUUCCCAGGGCGAGUGUUGCAAGAGGCAGGGAGCAGCAGGACUGCCAGUCAGCUAAGGGACAUACCUGCAAUAGGGGCGGCAGCACUUCUGCUCAGAUUGUCCGAGUAGUCACAGGGCCCUCCCACAUUCAAGCAAGUGGAGAAAUAGGCUCCUCCUCUGGAUAGUGGAGCGGCAAGGUCACAAAGCAGAACGGCACGUGCGGCCGUCUUUGGAAAAUACAAUCAGCCACAGUUGUCUUAAAACUGAUUUAUCAGCCUCACCUGUAGAUCAUCGAAUAACGUGUGAAUUCAGCAAAUGUUCCCUUUCUUCAAUUAGGGUACAAAAUAAAGACGUUCCUUUCCUUUGCUAUUUAAAUUUCCGUGAUUCCAGGCCCCGCAAAAGGCUGGGUAAUCAAAAUCCCAGGCUUCUUGGGGGGUUUCCCCAGCCUCUGCCUCGGGACCGGGGAGGUUCUUCCCACUGAUGGAGCUACUCCAGGUCCCCCGAAGCCCUAAAUCUGGGCCUAGAACCAGGAGGGCAUCUCUCAGCCGCCCCGCCCCCCCUCGUCCCCUCAUCCUCCUUCUCUGUCCUAAAGGAACACAUUUCAGGAUGUUUAACUUCGAGAAUUCCAUUCCUUCAGGUGAAAGACCUAGCUCCACCCUCCAGGGCGUGCUCUUGACCACAGGGCCCUACUCCAACUUCAGUGCUUUCCCAAGUCUGGAUUCUUCUGAUCUGACCUUGUUUCCAUGGUUACAGCCCGUGUUUUAAAUGGGUUGUUGGUUAACUUUAUAUUUUGAAAUAAUACACUCAUGAAGUUGCAAAAGCCGUCCCAAAGACUCCCAUGUCCCCUUCAUGCAGUUGCCCCCAACGCUGCCAUGUCACACAGCUGUAGUACGACAUCAGAACCGGGAACUGACGUUAGUACAAUGCAUUAACUGGACCGCACACCACAGACCUUAUUCAGUUUUCACCAUUUUUUGCAUGUGUUUAUU
This is a messenger RNA of Equus quagga, 5146 nucleotides long. Its product is annotated as protein-tyrosine sulfotransferase 2-like. The transcript is spliced from 2 exons. The record is from RefSeq and is a predicted model, not a curated record. NCBI's taxonomy places the organism in Eukaryota, Metazoa, Chordata, Mammalia, Perissodactyla, Equidae. Gene Ontology annotation, molecular function: protein-tyrosine sulfotransferase activity. Gene Ontology annotation, cellular component: Golgi apparatus. Gene Ontology annotation, biological process: peptidyl-tyrosine sulfation.